Messenger RNA from Blepharisma stoltei, 396 nucleotides. NCBI's taxonomy places the organism in Eukaryota, Ciliophora, Heterotrichea, Heterotrichida, Blepharismidae. The record is from the annotation of a GenBank genome assembly.
AUGCCUAAAGAGUUUAUUCUUUUAAGAAAGCAUAAAUAUAUAAAUAUGGCAGAGACGACCACCUGAACCUGGCGCUAUUUUCUCAACAAGCAUCAGGUGGGGAAACCAAGCUGAGAAAUGGUUCGGCAUCCCUUGGUGUAUAUUGGGCGUGAGUUUUUCUUUGCCUCAGAAGCUAAUCAUGGAACAUGAGUUUUUACCUCCGGUGAUUCUUUGAAAGGCACCAGAUCAAGUUGAACAACAGACUCCUUUCUAGCUUGCAGGACGGUUGGUGCCUGGCAUGAUACGGGAGUUAUAUCUCGAAAAAUCAGUCCUAAGGACUUUGGAGCUAGAAAGUCCUAUCCAGCUGUGCAAAACUCUACUGUGGCAGAAGGAGGGGUAUCUGCCGAAUCUCUCUAG